This is a messenger RNA of Symbiodinium sp. CCMP2592, 420 nucleotides long. NCBI's taxonomy places the organism in Eukaryota, Dinophyceae, Suessiales, Symbiodiniaceae. The record is from the annotation of a GenBank genome assembly.
AUGGUUCAGUUGGGCCACAAGAUCAAGAGGACUGCCUCGGCAAAGUCACUGGGUUCAGUGCCAACCGCCGAGGACGAAGACCCCGCUCGGCACUUUCUGCUGUCCACGGCCAGGAAGAGUCUGCAAAGUGCAUUCGAGGGCAGUUCUUCGGAUGACGACACAAGUGAUAGCAGCGAGUCCGUGCAGUGUGACGACCAAGCAGAUGCUUUGUCUGCUUUUGGCCUUUGCAAGAAAGACCUCGUCCGUGGUGAGAACAUGUUGCGAUGGGAUGACUUGAGCUGUCGCCCCUUUGCAUAUGUCUUGUCGUGCAUCACAGAGCAGCUGACAGCCGGAGACGUGUUCGAGCUGGGGGGCGAGCUUGAGCCUCUGCAUGCAUUUGUCAGACGACUGCCCUGCUUUGUACACUCACCCUCAUGUUGA